UCGUCGUCGUCGUCGUCAAACUUGUAGUAGUCGUCAUCGUCCUCGUCUCUCUACGUUUGUUCUACUCUAGAUUAUUAAUAAAUAGUAUUAUUUAUGCUUUUGCUAAUUAUCAUUUUACAAUUUAACCUGUAACAUAUUAAGUGAUGUACCGAGUAUUAUUUUAUAUUUUGUGGUGAAUUUAAAUUGGGUGUUGUGUUCGAAGGAUUUACAACAUAAAUUAUUUACAAAAUAUUUAAAAUGACUUUUGGUGCAAUGGAUGAUUCCUAAUAGAUCAAAUAAAAUCAUCUAAAAAAAAAAACAAUUUUUUUGCUAUUAGCAGAUAAUGGUUUGUAAUUGAAAAAAAAACUUUUCAGACUAACUGGAGUGUGUAUGUGUGUAAAUUUAAAAAAUUAAACAAAAAAAAUUUUAAAAUGCUUCAAUCGCUGAACGCACUGGCGGGCAAAAUAUCGCCGGGCUCGCCACCGUCGAUGGACACGAAUGCUAACAAAAUUCACGUGCAAAAUAAUAAUAACAAUAAUAAUAAUGAUAAUAAUAAUAAAAAUAAUAACUAUAAUAAUAAUAAUACGCCGUGUAAUAAACAUAAAAAUUAUUUAAAUAAUAACAAUAAUAGUAAUAAUAAUAAUAACAAUAAUAGUACCCCUAAUAACAAUAAUAAUAAUAAUAAUAAUAAUAAUAGUUUAGUAAAUAAUAAUAAUAAUAACAAUGAUAAUAAUAAUAGUAGUAAUAACAAUAAUAAUAAUUGUAGCAAUAAUAAUAAAUGUAAUAUUAAAUUAGACAAUGUAAUUAGUGGACUUAAAACGAGUACUGUUAAUAAUCAUAUUAAAAAUGAUAAUAAUAAUAAUAAUAGUAUCAGUAAAAAUAACAAUAGUUGUACGAAUAUUAGUAAUAAUGUUUUCCAUCAUCCACAUCCGUAUUCAAAACAUCAAUCGUCGAUUCAACAUCAUCAGUCAUCUAGGACACAGCAACACCAGCAACAACAAAUAAACAAUUGUGAUAAUGAUGAUAUUAUCAUCGGGGAUAUCGGGAACUUGGCUGGAGAUAAACCCGAUCCAGACACCAUAAAGAUGUUUGUAGGUCAGGUGCCUCAUGAUAUGGAGGAAAAUGAUUUAAGAACAAUGUUUGAGGAAUUUGGACGUGUUCAUCAGAUCAAUGUUCUUAGAAAUAAAUACACUGGCACUCAUCAAGGUUGCUGUUUUGUAACGUUUUAUACACGAAGAGCGGCACUAGCGGCUCAAAAUGCACUUCACAAUAUAAAAACUUUUAACGGAAUGCACCGGCCCAUCCAAAUGAAGCCUGCGGACAGUGGUCACCGCAAUGAUCGGAAGCUAUUCGUUGGCAUGCUGUCAAAAAAAUACAGUGAAAAUGAUGUAAGAAAUAUGUUUGACGUUUAUGGUGCAAUUGAAGAAUGCUCGGUACUGAGGGAUAAUAGUACUGGGCAAAGCAGAGGAUGUGCCUUUGUUACAUUUGCAACUAAACAGCAUGCCAUUAAUGCUAUUAAAGCACUGCAUCAUUCGCGUACAAUGGAGGGUUGUUCAUCACCAUUGGUCGUUAAAUUUGCUGAUACCCAAAAAGAAAAAGAUCAAAAACGAUUGCAACAGUACCAAGCAAAUUUAUGGAACAUCGCGGGUACCGUUGGUAUGCCAGCGCCUCAUUAUUUAACGAACAAUGAUACUCAUGCAUUGGCAUCCGCACAAUUACUUCAACAGCUACAAACAACCCUGACACCGGGUGUUGGACCCUCAGCUGUUUGUCCCACUGGCGCAAGUAAUCCCGCAGCAAUGAGCACCGUACAGCAUCAACUGCUUAUUCAACAGCAUCUUGGACUAAAUGGUGCAGCGGCGGUUACUCCUCAGGGUGUCGCAAGUCUACCAGAAAUGACCCAGAGUCAUCUCCAAGGACUUGCAACUCUGGCAACACUCGGCGGUGCCAAUACUGGUGAAUACAUCGGAGAUUUUGUUUAUCUUACAGCUAAUCCCGUUGGUGUUACCUCACCCAUGAGUAUGCAAGAUCUGAUGGCACUUGCAUCGAUGACUAAUGCUGCUAAUAUUCAAGUACCUUCUGGCACCUUGGGUGGAUUAGUUAAUUCACAAGGAAGUCUCACUCAGUGGCCAACAGCAACGCAAGUUACUAAUAAUGGAACUGCAGUCAGUAAUGCUAAUGGAUUUAGUCCUGUAUCACUUACGCUUAAUUCUCUGGCUGGAACAGCAUCGUUAAGUGCUGGUGCUAAUGGUGCUGGCACCCUUCAAGAUACAUUGACCAGUGCUUACUCAAGUUUACAACAAUAUGCAGGAUUUUCGACGCUGCCAACAACUGGACAGACUGGAACAACAACUGGUAAUUCAUCAGUUGCAUCUGCUGUUGCUGCAGCAGCAUUGGCAGCACAACAACAAGCUAUGAUUAUAAAUGCUGCUGGAAAACAAAUCGAGGGCCCUGAGGGCUGUAAUUUAUUUAUUUAUCAUUUACCCCAAGACUUUACGGAUUUUGAUCUUGCGUCCACUUUUGUACCUUUUGGUAACAUGCUGUCUGCUAAAGUUGUCGUUGAUCUCAAGACAAAUACCAGUCGUUGCUUUGGUUUUGUAUCGUAUGACAAUCCAGCAAGUGCAGCAGCAGCUAUUCAAACAAUGAAUGGUUUUCACAUAGGCGCUAAGAGACUUAAAGUUGAACAUAAACGAGCCAAAGAAGCUGCCAAACCGUAUUAACAGGGUGCUAAAAAAGGCGCAGUUUUGUAGCAGGUGCAGGCCUGUGACGUUGUGGCCGGAAUAUUACUGUGUGCCAUACCAUGUCUAUCUCGCAAAUAAAAAUUACACACAAACACACACAUACACAUACACUUGAUAUAUAUUUAUAUAUAUAAAUAUAAAAAUAAAUAAAUAAAUAUAUAUACACAUAUAUAUAUAUUUGAUCACAGUAUGUCGUUUUGUCGCGUGGUGCCUGUGUGUGUAAUUUACAAAUUUUUAAAAAAACAAAAAAAAAAACAAAACCAACUGAUCCCAAAUAUCCUUAAAACCAAAUCCUCUAUCUUUAAAAAAAUUUUUUUUUUUUUUUCAAGCCUUUUUUUUAUAAAAAAAAAAUCAAAUUACAAGCACGUUUAUUUUUCCGCUUAUUAAUUUUUGUUGCUUAUAAACUUUUUUUUUAGUUUAUUUUUGUUUUUAAAUUACCGCUUUAUUUUUUUUCUAAGGGGUGAUAAGGGUUGAUUAUAAAUUAUAAUUUUUUUUUCUUUGAAAACUAUUAAAUAUUUUUAAAAAAAUCUUUUCGUUAAUUUUCGAGUGAACAGGACACUUUCCUAAAAGUUUUAAAAAAAAAAUCAAAUAAAUCGAUUGAUAGUUAUCCAAGUCAUCAAUUUUUAAAGUUGGCGAACAUCGAAAAUUUUUUUCCAUAUUUCCCAACAAUUUCUUUCAAUAACUGCAAAACUUAUUAACCGAUUUAGUUAAUUUUUUUUUAAUCUUCAGAAAGAUGUCCCCUAACUGCCAAACUAGAAGUAUUUUAUAAUAGCAAUUUAUUUAAAACUUUUCAAGACAAUUUAAAAAAAAAUUUGAUGCUAAUUCGAAAAAAAAUCAACCCUUCCGUACUGAUCCCCAAUUUAUUUUAUUACAAUUUAUUAUUUAUAAGAGUCCCCUCCAAACACACACGUCUUAAAUUUUUUCAACGUCAAAACAAAUAAUUUAAAAAAAAAAUAAUAAAAUAAGUAAAUCGCAACGCACCGCAAUCUCUCUUCGUCUCGUCAAUUACAAAAUUAAGGAUGUGGAAGAGAAGCUUGUUAAAAAAAAAAACAACAACAAACAAAACCAAAACGAACUAUUUACUAUUUAAUACCAGACGCACUCAUUAACAUGUCUAAUUAAAUUAGUUAAGGAAAAUUAAUUUAAUUAAUUAAUUACGAAAAAAAAAUAUAUAUUAAUUGUAAGGGGAUUACGCCUUUUUGUUGUGUCAAUUAUGUCUUAAUUUUUUUUUUUUGUGUUGUUAAUAGGCAAUUUUUUUUUUGUUGUAUUCUCACGUAUUUUUUUAUACUUUACAAAUAUUAAUUUAAAAAAAAUAUAUAAAAACGUACACUUGUUUGAUGUACGUUAUUUUAAACUAAAAAGACGUGAGAAAAUUCUAAAAAAAAAAACUAUUAAGUAAAAAAAAGUACAUUAAUAAAAUUAAUUAAUGAUAAUGAAAUAUAUAUUAUAUUAAAUAAAAAAAAAAUAUAUAUAUAUAUAUAUCUUUAAUCAAUAUAUAUUAGCCAAAUUAUAUAAACUAAAGAAAAUAAAGAAUUUAUCAAAAUUUACCAAAAUAAUACAGUAUUUUGACAGGUUUAUUUAAAAUCAUUUAGUUUAUAUAUAUAUAUAUAUAUAUAUAUAUAUAAAGAAAAAAAAAUAAUAAUAAAUAUUUAAUAAUUUUAUAAUUUUUUUCUUUAUAAAAUACUUACUAUAUAUGACUAAUAUAUAUUAUAUAUUUAUUUAUAUAUAUAUUAAACAUAUAUAUAUGUAUAAUAGUCGAAGUAAAAAUAAAAAAAUAAAUAAUUAAUUGCGUGCGGGUGAAAUACCAAAGACUUGAUAGCACGAUUGAUUUGUGUGAUACAAUAAUUAACGCACUUUGACUUAAAAAAAAUACAAAUAACUAAAUAAAUUAAUAAUAAUAUUAAUAAUUAAAACCCCUCCCAUAUAUCCAAGCACAAAUUAAUUUAUAAAUAAACUAAAUUAAUUUGUCAUUGUCGCUUGGGGAAAGUAUUACAUAAUAGUUAAUUAAAAAAAAGUAACUAAAUGAAUUAAAAUUAAUUAAUUGAAUGAUGUAUUUUUUUUUUUUUGUUUAAACUAGUUAUUGUUUAUUGUUUAAAAGAAAUAUGUUGGUAGACUUAAGCGUCCAAAGUUUAAGCAUUUCAAUGCAGUCCAUUGAUGUAUUAAUUAAAUUGUUUUAUUUGUUUUAUUAAUAUUAUUUUCGUUAUAUUUGUUUUAUUUUAAAGAGUUACCUUUGUAGAAAGAGAUAUAGUACUCGUAAUUUUAUAGACUAUUUGAGAUUUAUGUUAAAUAGAAGCUAUCUGAUCGAUGUGUGAUUGUUUAACCGUAUAUGAUGCUUAUAUGACAUGUUAAAUGUUUUAAAUGAAGAUUUAUAUGAUUGUAAGUUUAUAUCUAAAUGUUUUUUUAUGUAUCUGAUUCAGAAUUUAUUGAACUUCAGAUAU
Messenger RNA from Microplitis demolitor, 5158 nucleotides. RefSeq names its product CUGBP Elav-like family member 2. The coding region runs from base 411 to 2699 and encodes 762 amino acids. Lineage: Eukaryota; Metazoa; Arthropoda; Insecta; Hymenoptera; Braconidae. Gene Ontology annotation, biological process: regulation of alternative mRNA splicing, via spliceosome; mRNA splice site recognition. The transcript has 16 exons. Gene Ontology annotation, molecular function: mRNA 3'-UTR binding. The record is from RefSeq and is a predicted model, not a curated record. Gene Ontology annotation, cellular component: cytoplasm; nucleus; ribonucleoprotein complex.